ACCGGCCGGAGCGGCGCUCGGACCCGCUUGGCUCGGAUGCGCCCGGCGGCUCCUGCUGGGCCACGGCCGCCCGCGGGCCAUGGAGCUGCCCGUGGGGGUGACCGUGGAUGUGAACAUGGACGUGACCGUGGGGGUGACCGUGGAGCUGCCCUCGGUUCUGCUCACUGCCACUGCGAACCCCUGGGGCAACGACAGCGCCUGGGCCGCCCUGCCCGGACACGGCGUCAACGACACGGUCCCGCAGCGGGCCAAGAACGCGACAUCCAUCCUCAUCGCCAUCGUCAUCACCGCGCUCUACUCCGUGGUGUGCGUGGUGGGGCUGCUGGGCAACGUGCUGGUCAUGUACGGCAUCGUCAGGUACACCAAGAUGAAAACAGCCACGAACAUCUACAUCUUCAACCUGGCGCUGGCUGAUGCCCUGGCCACCAGCACUCUGCCCUUCCAGAGCGCCAAGUACCUCCUGGAGACCUGGCCCUUUGGGGAGCUGCUCUGCAAGGCUGUGCUCUCCAUCGACUACUACAACAUGUUCACCAGCAUCUUCACCCUCACCAUGAUGAGCGUGGACCGCUACAUCGCCGUGUGCCACCCGGUCAAGGCCCUGGACUUCCGCACGCCGGCCAAAGCCAAGAUCAUCAAUGUCUGCAUCUGGGUGCUCUCCUCCCUCAUCGGGGUGCCCAUCAUGGUCAUGGCAGUCACCAAGUCAAAAGAUGGCGUGGUCCUGUGCACUCUCCAGUUUCCUGAUCCUCCCAUCUACUGGGACACCGUGACCAAGAUAUGCGUCUUCAUCUUUGCCUUCCUGGUGCCCAUCCUGGUCAUCACCAUCUGCUACGGGCUGAUGAUCUUGCGUCUGAAGAGCGUGCGGCUGCUCUCGGGCUCCAAGGAGAAGGAUCGCAACCUGCGGCGCAUCACGCGCAUGGUGCUGGUGGUGGUGGCCGCCUUCAUCAUCUGCUGGACGCCCAUCCACAUCUUCGUCAUGGUCUGGACACUGGUGGACAUAGACAAGAAGAACCCCUAUGUGGUGGCCAGCCUGCACUUCUGCAUCGCCUUGGGCUACACCAACAGCAGCCUCAACCCCGUCCUUUACGCUUUCCUGGAUGAGAACUUCAAGCGGUGCUUCCGCGAGUUCUGCCUGCCCGCACGCGCCCGCGCGGAGCCGAGUGGCUUCUCCCGCGCCCGGAGCACCACGCGCGAGCUGGUCUCCACCUGCAGCCCCGCCGAGCCCGGCGCCAAGCCCGCCUGACAGGGCCGGGGCAGCCCCCAGUGGGGCUGCCGGGUGCGCGGGGGACAUGAGCCGCGCUCAGAGCUCACCCAGGUCACCUCCACAGAGCUGUAGCAGGACGGGGCCUGGGCGCUGCUCGGGCACUGCAAACUGCUGGGCUGGCAUACAGACUGACUGCAAAAAUUUUUUCGUCCUGGGAAAGAGAAACGGGAGAAUUGGGACUCAUCAAAUGAUGUAGGGAGAGGACCAAGAGGCCAACAACAGCCAGCAGGGGCUGUCACCCUCCAACAGGGCACCAGAACUGCCACAUCCACGUGCUUCUCCUCCUGCACAGGCCAGGAUGACACCACAUCAGGACACCAUGACAGGAGGGGAAAAACUCACAUGGCAGAAGGGAACUGUGCCAGGAGGUGAUCACAGGAUCAUUCAGACUGGAAAAGCCCGCCAAGAUCAUCAAGUUCUACUGUUCUUCCCCCACUACCAAGGCCACCACUAGCCCAUGUCCCCAAGAGCCACAUCCACACAGUGAUGGUUAAAUCCCUCCAGUGAUGGUUACUGGACAGCCCUUUCAAGGAAGAAAUGUUCCCUAAUAUCCAGCUUAAUCCUCUGGAGGUCAUUUCCUCUGCUACAUCAUGGGCCUCAUUCCUUCCCCCUCUGAGCUGUGUCCAAAAGACAACUGGAGAUGGGGAAAGAAACUUAUGCCACUUCAGAGACACUGGUUUCAAAAAGCUCCAGAUCCAUUGUAAAAAUUCUCCUGGAGUCCCUCAAACUGGCAUUGGUCCCAGAGAAAGCUUUCUACUGUUAAUGCCAUUCCUGUAUUAUUUAGAGACCUCUGACUGCAACUAAGGCUGCCCUGGCCAUGGGUGUGAUGCUGGCAAUAUGGAUAUGGCCAGGGGAUGGAGCAGGGCACAUCUGAAGCUGACUCCCAUAUCCAUGUGCCAAUAUCAAAUUCCCAGAGUGACAAGGAACUGAUGAAGUCAUUAAGCCCAAGAAGAACCCCAUUAAGGGAGUAAUUUGUGGAAACUUGAGUUGUUUCUCACAGUGCUAAAGUAAUUAGGAUGGAAUAACAGGCUGCACCAAAGGCUGUCCUUGCCCUGCCCAUCAGGAGAAGGAUGAACAGCACUGCCCAGAUUUCCAUACCAGAGACAAAAGGGAUAGGAUGGGAUUUUUGUUUUUUCAGAAGAUCUCAAAAAUACCACCUCCCUUUCACAAUUCCUCAAGCAGGAAUGUUGUGCAGGCACCUAGAAAGGACCCGCAGCUCAUGGGAGGCAGAGAUUUGAGGAUUUCAGCUCUCGUCUGGAUGGAACAGCAUCCCUCCAAAGGCAGAGCUGAACUUCAACUCCCAAUGCAUCCUGCAGAGCCACCCUCCAGGGACCUCCUGACCCACAACUGAGCGAUAAUUGAUGGCUUCAAUCACCCCCACAGCCCCGGGCCACUUUCAUGAGCCACCACUUCUCCUUCCUCUCAACUUCCCACUGUCAUUGCCAGCUGCUCACCAGCCCGAGGAGGAGGAUGCUCAGAGGAAGCGGUGACAGCAUUGAGAGAAUGAGUUGGUGCAGCUGGAGGAAGCAGCACCGAUGCACCUGGGGCUCCCGGGCUGGAUGCAGAGCUUGGCUCGUGUCUGGUUUCUCCAGACAAUUCUACCAAUUUAGGCUGAUAAAAGCCAUUGCCUUUCUCCAGAACUGUGCGAAUUGCAGCCCUCCCCCUUAGAAAGACAGAGCCCACAAGGCAGUCAAAACCAGUUUCUUUUUCAAAGUGAUCAAACAGGGUGGCACUGUCCACUGGGGUGUCAAUGUGCCACAGGAAAACGCCUCUUGCUCAGUGCUGAUCCAGCUGCACAUUUCCAGCUCUUCAGAAUCCCUUUGCAGGCACGAGUAGAGUCCUGGGCUACUGGCAUGGCCACACUUGGGCUCCUCACCCCCUGCUACCACAAGCCCAUCUGCUCAUGGAGGCCUUUGUUUUUCCAUCUGCAAAUUUUUAGCCUGCUGGAAAAUGUGACUGCCAUGGCCUUAAAGCAGUUUAAAUGCUUCAAGUCAUUACUUUUUAAAAUGCCACCAUGCUUGGACAGAGCUCAGAGCCUGGGACAGGCAAAGAGAAUGGCUUUCCUGAGCUUCAGGUUUGCUGACUUAAAGAAAAACAGAAUAUUCCUGGGAAAAAUGGGUGGCAAGCAGCACACCAGAGCAUAUGGGGUGACGUGGACCUUAAUCAUCCCAUCCUGGCAGCAUCCCAGCAGGGAUCUGGGGGCUGAUUCAGCUUCUUCCCACCUCAAAUCCAGCUCCUCCAGCCCCUCGUCUGGGCUUGGAAAUGGGGACAAAUCCUAGUCCAGGGAAAGAGCAUGGGGAGACCCUGCCUGCCCAGACUUACCCAUGGUGCAGCCAGGCUGCUCGGAGGGAACUCUCUGUGUACUGUUAUAAAUACAAAUAUAAAUAUGUAUGUAUGUAUGUCUAUAGCUGUGUGAAAUUAAAGUGGCCCCGAGGCCUCCCAUCACAGCUCCCACCACAGCAGCUGCUCCAGGUGUGCUGGAGCUGAAUAUGCCAGAUCCAUAGCACCUAAUACAGUGCUUCAGCCAUUAUUUCCAGCUCCAACCCUUGGGAUUUUUGCCUUACAGUGGUAUUUCUGUACAGGAACACUGCUUUCUAAAAAUUAAAAUAAUAAAGUAACAUAAAAUCGGAGA
Molecule: messenger RNA, 3893 nt
Organism: Oenanthe melanoleuca
Lineage: Eukaryota; Metazoa; Chordata; Aves; Passeriformes; Muscicapidae
Gene: OPRD1
Product: opioid receptor delta 1
Exons: 3
Coding region: 80-1240 (386 amino acids)
Biological process (GO): G protein-coupled opioid receptor signaling pathway; neuropeptide signaling pathway
Cellular component (GO): membrane; neuron projection
Molecular function (GO): neuropeptide binding; G protein-coupled enkephalin receptor activity
Source: RefSeq, a predicted model, not a curated record